GGGAAGCAAUCUUGUAAACAUUGAACAGUCCGGCACUUGAAAAAAAAAAGAAUUGUCUUUAAAAUGUAUACCAGAAGGAGGUCGGCAGUAAAUGGUAAUCAAGGGUCUUAAGGAUGAGUCAGUGAAAACGGCCAGACGAUCCAGAAUCUGCAAAGCGAAUUUCUCCUGAGACAUCACUGACAAACGAAAUACUCUGACGCAUGUUAAGAAGCAAUAUCGCAAGGAUGUUUUUGGAGGAGAAGCAGAAGAAUCUCGAACGUCAAAGAAUGAUGCUGUACAGCCAAAAGUCGGUAACAAAACAAUAGAGCUUGACCGACGAUGAAAGAGAUGGUAAACUAUUUUGUUACACUGCAGGAUCUACGAUCCUGGAUUAGCACUCUGGCUUAGAGACCAAAAUAUGGCAUGGUGCCUCUCUUUCCAGACCUGCAAUAUCUAACAAAAACAGCAACAACAAAAUUAAAGUAAGUUUGAUGAUUCUUCAACCAAAGCAAGCUUGAUAAAACUCCAACCAACCUUUUUGGGGCACUCGACAGCGGACGAAUGAAGGUACAGUUUUCUAUAACUGUUUAUUGCCGUAAUAUUCUCAGACGCUUUGAUUGCUAAACAUUAUUCCUGUAGAAACCGCUUCUUGAUUGAAAGGUUGCGCCAAGCUGUCUGCCCAGGCAACAAAACAUUGGAUAAACUUCGUCAACAUCAGUUUUGAUUUCAAACCAGAUACGAGAAGUUACAAAACUGCGAAGAAAAUACUGUUUUGGGCGACAACACUGCGCCAAAAAGUUACCAAUCGGUAUUUAGUGUGAGUUAGAAAAAAAGGAACAAGUCCGCAGAAUGUUGCAAGAAAACGACAUCUACGCGCCCGAGUACGCCGUGACGGACCUCCGUACGGGCCAGCUGAACAGCAACGAGCGGGCCAGACUGCAGAUCGUCCUGCGGCACAUCGAGCGGGCUUAUCGGCUGAACGAACAGCGGGUGGACCGGUACAAGCAGCAGCUCCGACGGGAGUUGAUCGACUUGGAGGCCAACAAGGCAGCCAUGCGGUCCCACGCUCUGGGAUACGGGCGGUUGGAGCAGCUGGAUCAUGCCUCUCAACGAGAGACGCUCAAGGUUUUCUCGCAGCGAGGCCGGUACAACUACUCCCUCAAGAGCGAGGUCAACUUCCAUCGGGAGUGCAUGAGCAGCUACAACGCGAGGCUGGAGCACGCCAAGAAACUCCUGGCAGCGGCCAGGAGGCAGUCCCUGCAGGCCAUAGCCAAGGGGGACGCCGUGUUCCCCCGCGGGAGAGACGGCGAGGGUAACCGAGAGAUGGACGGUCAGGGGGAGGCUCUAGAAGGCAGUUAUCGGACGCGGACUCCAACACCGGGGGAUUUCAUAUUUCCCAGAAUGUGAAGAAAACCGCCUUGUCAAAUGAAGUGUUUAGGCCUUAUUGGCGGAUCUACGAGGUGGAGGUGGAUGUUAUGAGGUUUAACAACCCCCUUGGGCAAUAUAGCACACGUUCGCUACCCCACGACAGCAAAAAAAACCCUUUUGAGCCAAACUAGGAACAGACCCGGUUUUUACAUGUUACGUUUUGUACAGGAUGAUAAGAGAGGACGCCCUCUUGUGUUAAUCAGUGUAUGUUAUGGGGGCGCUAUUCGCUCUUUUCACACUUCCGCCAUGGGCGUGCAGAGCCUCGAU
Molecule: messenger RNA, 1674 nt
Organism: Patiria miniata (bat star)
Lineage: Eukaryota; Metazoa; Echinodermata; Asteroidea; Valvatida; Asterinidae
Exons: 2
Coding region: 829-1386 (185 amino acids)
Source: RefSeq, a predicted model, not a curated record